Molecule: messenger RNA, 888 nt
Organism: Cetraspora pellucida
Lineage: Eukaryota; Fungi; Glomeromycota; Glomeromycetes; Diversisporales; Gigasporaceae
Source: the annotation of a GenBank genome assembly
AUGUGGAUUAACAAAUGCACCAAAUUGUUUUUUAAACGUUGGCAAGGAUACAAGUUUCUAAAUACCUCUGCAACAAAGGCAGCAAUCGUUGAGCAAAAUAGGUUCUCACCAGAAGCACCUGUUAUACUUAAGGCGCUCCCAAUAUAUCCUCAAUUUCUUCAAGCAUGGUAUCGUGAUUUCAAGACAAAUCUGCCUUUGGGCAUAAUGGAUGUAGAAAGGCAAGUAUUUGGUGCACCUAUCAGGAAAGAUAUACUUCAACGAGCGGUCAUUUGGCAGCGUGACUGUCUUAGACAAGGAACGCAUUCGACCAAAAACCGAAGUGAAGUAAGUGGAACAACCAGGAAAUGGGCUCCACAAAAGGGCAGGGGUAAAGCGAGAGUUGGUAGUCAUCGUGCACCUCAUUGGAGGGGUGGUGAGUAUUUUUCUUCAAACGAAUAUAAUUCAAAAAAAGAUACACAUAGAAAUAUAUUUGAAUUUCUUGUGACAUGCUCUUUAACACCACGUUCUCACGCAACUGACCUUCCACGUCAAGUCCAAGAGUUAGCCCUACGCUCUGCUCUUGCUACAAAAUUUGCGCAAGAUCAGCUUGUCAUCGUUCAAGACGUGCUUUUAGAAACAGAGAAAACAAAAGAAUUAAGGGCUAUUCUUGAUAGAAAUGCAUGGGACCCCCUUGCCAAAGAUAGAAAGCAAGGUCAUUCCAUUCUGAUCUUGACUAAAGAACAUAAAUAUAAUUUAGAUCUUGCCUCAAGGAAUCUGCAACGUGUACAUGCUUUGACAGCAGAAGAAAUUCUUGAUGCAGGCGAUGUUUAUAAUAUCAUCGGUCAUGAAAUUUUGAUUAUGGAUAGGGAAGCGACAGAAAUGUUGCAAACAGCAUUGAAGCCUAAAUGA